UAAAGAAUCAACAGUUAUUCAAAUUUGCCUCCAAAUUUCUAGCAAGCCAAUGAGAAAUUCAACCAAUUACGUAAAAGUAAAAUGUCAUGACGCUAUCAGCUGACGAGUCGUCAACUGCUCAAACGAUAUUCAUCCAAAAUGUCCAACAAAUAUAUUUAGUACAGUUUGCAAUACUGAAAUAUUUUAUAAAACACUUAUCAGUGUUUUCGAUCGCUCACUACGAAUACGCCUUAAGAGUCAUCUGCUCAAGCGAUUAUUAAAAACAACAAGUCAGUGUUUUAUCAGUCGUUGCUCAACAUGGCGAGUAAUAUGCAGAGAUUAUUUUUGAGAGCCGAUCGUUUGUGUCGUGUUAAUUUCACGAGGCAGAUUUCCGUCUCCACGUCACUUCGAGUAAAAGCCAUGUUCGAUUGGGAGGAUCCGUUUGAUCUUAGGUCGCAAUUAACGCAGGACGAGAUUCUGAUGAGGGAUCAGUUUCGUUCUUACUGUCAGGAGCGAUUAUUGCCGCGCGUGAUCGAGGCAAAUCGCAAGGAGCAUUUUGACCGGGAGAUUAUGAGGGAGUUGGGCCAACUAGGGAUAUUGGGUUGCACCAUGAAGGGUUACGGUGCUGCCGGGGCAUCCUCGGUAGCGUACGGGCUCCUUGCCAAGGAGAUCGAGAGCGUCGAUAGCGGAUAUCGAUCAGCUUUAUCGGUGCAAUCUUCUCUCGCGGGUGGUGCGAUUUAUAUGUACGGCAGUGAUUAUCAGAAGGAUCGACUUUUGCCUAAAAUAGUUUCCGGGGAAAUAAUUGGCUGUUUCGGUUUGACGGAACCUAAUCAUGGUAGUGAUCCAGGAUCCAUGGAAACCAGAGCGACUUACGAUUCCGAUAAAAAAAUUUACAAACUAAACGGCAACAAAACAUGGAUUACAAACUCGCCCAUUGCCGAUGUAUUAAUAGUAUGGGCGAAAUGCGAUGAUAAUAAGAUUCGUGGGUUUAUCGUUGAGAGAGAGACCGCGGGAGAUGGAUUAUCUACGCCGAAAAUUGAAGGAAAAUUUUCUUUAAGAUCGUCCAUCACUGGAAUGAUCUUGAUGGACAACGUAAUUGUACCUGAGGAAAAUGUGUUGAACGUUGAAGGACUUAGAGGACCUUUCAGUUGUUUAAACAAUGCUCGCUACGGAAUCGCUUGGGGUGCGUUGGGUGCGGCGGAGACUUGCUUCAAGAUUGCCCGAUCUUAUACUCUGGAGAGGCGACAGUUUAACAAGCCACUGGCAGCGAACCAACUUGUGCAAAAGAAAUUGGCUGACAUGAUGUGCGACAUCGCGAUCGGUCUUCAAGCUUGUUUGCGAGUCGGUAGAUUGAAGGAUGAGAACAGAGCCGCUCCGGAAAUGAUUUCUGUCAUAAAGAGAAACUCGGCCGGCAAAGCGUUGGAGAUUGCGCGAACCGCGAGAGAUAUGUUAGGCGGAAAUGGGAUUUCGGACGAGUAUCAUGUCAUCAGACACGUGAUGAAUCUGGAAACCGUAAACACCUACGAAGGCACAACCGAUAUUCACGCGUUAGUCCUCGGGAGAGCAAUUACCGGCAUUGCUGCAUUCUAAAUCAUUCUUUUUAUCAAAUGUCAAAGACUAUCUUUUUACGAUAUAUGUAUUAUGUGCCAUUUAUAUUUUCAUAAAUGCGAGUUGAGAUAUUGUAUCGGCAAUUUCUAAAAAUUUUCUAUGUAAUAAAAUUGCCAAUUUAUAAUACAA
Messenger RNA from Nylanderia fulva, 1716 nucleotides. Its product is annotated as glutaryl-CoA dehydrogenase, mitochondrial. Gene Ontology annotation, cellular component: mitochondrial inner membrane. Gene Ontology annotation, molecular function: flavin adenine dinucleotide binding; fatty-acyl-CoA binding; glutaryl-CoA dehydrogenase activity. Lineage: Eukaryota; Metazoa; Arthropoda; Insecta; Hymenoptera; Formicidae. Gene Ontology annotation, biological process: fatty-acyl-CoA biosynthetic process; fatty acid beta-oxidation using acyl-CoA dehydrogenase. The record is from RefSeq and is a predicted model, not a curated record.